GGGAGUGCAGUCUCCCACAUGUGGCUUGGAAUUGAAACGUAAUCAUGCGGUUCAAAUCUCGGUAUUUGCUGUGUGAGCUAGUGCUGGAGGAUCCUCGGUGGAGACAGAACAUCUCGCACGGGACAAUUGUGUAUAACGUAAGGGAAGCUGUAGCCCGCACUCAUGGGGACUUCGGAGCCGCAGCCUGCGCUGUAUCCUUGUCAGUGAAAUACCUUAAUGUAUACACUGGAGUUGUUCUUCUUCGGUGUCGGAAGGAUUUUUACCAGCUCCUGUGGUCUUCUCUACCUUUCAUUACUAGCUUGGAUAAUAGAGGCCAGCGCAUUCCUUGUUUCAUAAAUACAUUGCAUGUUGGAGGUACAAUACGCACUUGUCAAAAAUUCCUUAUUCAAUACAACAAAAAUCAAUUGCUACAGUUACUGAAGAAUUGCACCAAUGCUGCGGAGAAAGAAGCUAUCCGCCAAUCAUUACAAAGCUGUUCCUUACAGAGCUUGGAAGAACCCGAAUUUGUUUUUAGCAAAAGUGAGGACAAUGAAUGAUGCAGCUGGUGAAGAAAUUGCAUUGAUUUGGGAUAGUUAUGAAUACAGCCCAGAAAUACAAUGUUUAGAAAUGAGGGUCAGAUCAGAACUGCUGAAGUGCAGAAUGCAGACCUAACCACUCAGUUUUGGGUAUUUUACUGGUUUUUUUAGAUGUAAUUUUCGUUGAAUGGACAGGUUUUGAGCAAACACAUAAUACAUUUUACUGAAACAGUAUAUAAGUAUGAAAGAAAAUGCUAAGUAAAUGGUACAAAGAUAUAUAUUUGUGCCAGACUUGAGUUGUCAUGCACUCCAGUUAUUGAAGGGUAGGUUACCUUUCAGUUCACCUUUGGUAGGUUAUAAAUUGUUUUUUGCCUAUUAGCCCAACAUUCUGGUCAUAGACAGUUCAUAGACAGUUCACUUAUAUUGGUGCCUUUUAUUAGCUCCCAGGCUGUUUACAUAUGUAGUGUGCUCAUUUUUGUAAAAAUAUAUAUGAGUUAUGCUAAUCAAUGUAAUAAAUUAUUUAUUUUCAUUAUUACCUCCAAAUAAAAUUAAAAACAUAACA
Messenger RNA from Xenopus laevis (African clawed frog), 1077 nucleotides. RefSeq names its product POP5 homolog, ribonuclease P/MRP subunit L homeolog (gene pop5.L). Gene Ontology annotation, biological process: tRNA processing; tRNA 5'-leader removal. The record is from RefSeq and is marked provisional. Gene Ontology annotation, cellular component: nucleolar ribonuclease P complex; nucleolus; ribonuclease P complex. Gene Ontology annotation, molecular function: ribonuclease P RNA binding. NCBI's taxonomy places the organism in Eukaryota, Metazoa, Chordata, Amphibia, Anura, Pipidae.